Aedes albopictus (Asian tiger mosquito) is the source of this 1335-nucleotide messenger RNA. It is a transcript of the gene slv, whose product is annotated as sugar transporter SWEET1. Gene Ontology annotation, biological process: carbohydrate transport. Gene Ontology annotation, molecular function: sugar transmembrane transporter activity. The transcript has 5 exons. The coding region runs from base 487 to 1185 and encodes 232 amino acids. Gene Ontology annotation, cellular component: membrane. The record is from RefSeq and is a predicted model, not a curated record. NCBI's taxonomy places the organism in Eukaryota, Metazoa, Arthropoda, Insecta, Diptera, Culicidae.
UAUCUUUUACUUCGAUACAGAAAGAAUAAACAAGCAACGCUUAACUAAUUGGAAAAAUGUUACAUUCAUGAAAUUUUGUUUUUGAAAAUUAAAUAGACUUCAGGUUCAAAAUCAUAUGAUACUUUGAAACAUAGCAGUGAUUUAACAACUGUUCCAACAGCAAUCAAAUUCUGUAUUAAAUAUUACCCAUACACAGUGCGCAAGCUUCAUAACAAGUCGGUAUUUGUUAGACUGCCCCAUCUCUUCGCAGUUCUCACCGACACCAACAGCGAGCAGCUGUUAUUGUAAACACAGCUCGUACACCGAUCGCACCGUAGUCGGCUUGGAUAACAACAUAUCAAAUGCGAUUAUAAAAAAGUGCCAACGUACAAGGCCUACUUGGAUGGCAAUUUUAGUUUCAACUGAUUGUUGGUUGCAAAUUAGAGAUAAUUCCGCUAGAAUUCAAUCGGAUCUUUAGUUAUUCGUGAUCGUGCAGUAUCAAGUAACAUGGCACCGUUUGAUUAUCUCUCGAUGAAAGAUAUGCUGGCUUCGUCCGCAACCAUAUCAACAGUAUUGCAGUUUUUAACUGGAUCUGUGAUAUGCCACCGAUAUAUUAGGAAAAAGUCAACCGGAGAGACGUCUGCUUUUCCAUUUGUGUCGGGAUUCCUGUCAUGUUCUCUAUGGUUGAAAUACGGAUUGUUGUCGGAAGAGCAUACAAUAAUAUUCGUCAACACCAUAGGAUCAGCCUUGUUCUUCGCAUAUGUAAUAAUUUACUUUACAUUUUCCGUGAACAAACGAACGGUAGUUCGACAAUUCUUGGCAGUUUGUUGCUUUAUAUUGGCGUGCAGCGUUUACACAAAAUAUGAGUCUGAUUCCGAAGUAGCUCUAAGAGUUAUAGGACUUAUCUGUUGCGGUGUUGGAGUAUUAUUCUUUGCAUCACCACUGACCGUGUUAGCCCAAGUGAUACGAACUAAAAACACAGAGAGUCUGCCAUUCCCCAUAAUUGUUUCGUCAUUUUUCGUAUCCCUUCAGUGGUUUGUGUAUGGAAUGUUGAUUGAAGACAGCUUCAUCCAGAUACCAAAUCUUUUGGGCUGCAUUUUGUCUUCCAUUCAACUAUUGCUAUACGCAAUCUAUCCCAACCGUAAACUGUAUUCGGAUGGUGGACCAUCGUACCAGCCACUACGUUCAGAUGCCAAUGUCCUUUGAAAGGAGCCACGAAGUUUAUUUGGUGAUAACUAAACAGCAAGGUUGUUUGAACACUUUUCAAAUAAGUAUUUAUUAGACCUUUGUGAUCAGUAUAUUAUGUAAAUAUAAAAACCUGAAAGUAGAAAUAUAAUGACGAUUCGAUAUACGAAA